This is a messenger RNA of Schistocerca gregaria, 2159 nucleotides long. RefSeq lists its product as uncharacterized. NCBI's taxonomy places the organism in Eukaryota, Metazoa, Arthropoda, Insecta, Orthoptera, Acrididae. The coding region runs from base 229 to 1914 and encodes 561 amino acids. The record is from RefSeq and is a predicted model, not a curated record. The transcript has 3 exons.
AGAUUUUUUAUACACAGAUUGUAAAUGCAACAAUUAGCAUUAUUUUCUUCUAUCAUAGCAUCACUUUCACCUAUCUAUUCUAUCACAUAUAAUUGGACGUUCUGACCAUUUACUCAUCUGCUUAUGGACUUGCCCAUAUAUUUGCUCUAAGCGGUUAAAUAACUUAUAGGGGUGGUGAUUAAGUGAACAUAUUAAGCUCGGAUCUUGUUUUUUAAAUAAGUGUAGCUUAUGUCUGAUAGAAAGAUUUGUACAUAUGAAGUGACGCCAUUGGACACUUUAAAUGGCGUAGCCCUAAAAUUUGGAAUGGAAACCUCUGAAUUACUACGUCUAAAUGGAAUUUCAAAAUAUCACCACAUUAAUGUAGGACAAAUUUUACACGUAUAUGAAAAGCCGAAUCAAGCCGAUUUUUUUGAUCAUUCAAACCAAACAGAACAUACCUCCACCGAAUCUGAUUCUAGGGAGAAUACCGACUUAUCUUAUUCAGAUUCAGUUCACAUAAGCUCAGACUCUCCUAGUCUCCAAAUAUCUACUAAUAAUCGUUCUAGUUUUAGUGGCCAGAAUGGAAAUGAAUUUUUACAUUAUGUUAUGAGGCGUUUAUAUGCCGAAAGAGAUCUCAAUAUCUUCAAACAAUCAUCAUUUGGUAGCUAUGCAAAAGAGCUAUUUUCUUCGACUUCGUCAAAAGAAUCGUUGAAUAACAAUUCGGUCUUAAUGAUAAAUGAUGGAUGUGCUAAUCUGGGUCGAUUGCUUUGUUCUAAUGGAUCUAAUCAAAAAAAAGCGGAAUAUAUUCAGAAACGGCUUAUACCUGGGAGGUUGUGUUUAUUGCCUAAUUCAAUCAAGUUUGAACCCUGCUUAUAUAAUUGUUUUGAUUUAAGUUUAUUGGAUUCAGCCGUAUUUCAAAUUGAAUAUUCAGAUAUUGUUGAUAUUCAAAUCUUGGAUAGUAUAACACGAAUGGUAUCUAUAUUGAAUACUGAUGACGAUAGCUCGAAUCUAUGUAAUCAAAAGGAGGCAUCUGAGUCUUUUGACCCAGAAAAUCAGAUAUCAAAUGAAAUAUCCCUACCUCUGGAUUCUUUGAAAGAAAAUAUGAAGGGAAAUUUAUAUAAAAAUAACAGCAAUAUUGGGUAUGAGUGUCUAAUUCAAAAGCUGCGAGAUCGAAGCCUAGAAGUUUUAAGGCUUGUUGCAAGCGGUAUUCUAAGUUGUACGGGAGGCCAAAAACAAGAGCAAGUUACGAAUGUAUUUCAUUUUUUGGUAAGCAGACAUACAGGCGAUACUUUUUUAGACAUAUAUCGGCAAUUUUGUCAGUUGAGGCAAUCCUCUAAACCUCCAAUUUCAGUUCAGCUCUCUUAUCUUUCAGAGAGUCCCUCAGACGAGGAUGCAUUGUUUACUCCUACUUUAAAUUGGUCCUCAGCUAUUUUGACUACCGAAGAGUUAAAACUACUUGCCAGGGCAUUACCCCCUCGAUUUCGACUUUCAAACUGGAAGCUUCUUUAUAGCAGCCGAAUACAUGGUAUUUCCAUCCAUACUCUAUACAAUCGAACACGCGACCAAGGACCAUCUUAUUUGCUUAUAGAAGACGAAUGUAGAUUUCAAUUUGGUGCCUACUUAUCCGAUUCUUGGGCCAUUCGGGAUCAUUAUUAUGGUACUGGGGAAUGCUUUUUAUUUUCUGUUUACCCAUCUUUCAACAUUUAUCCUUGGUCUAAACUCAAUGAAUUUUUUUUAUAUACAAGAGAAGAUGUAAUUGCAAUAGGAGGCGGAUCAGGUCAAUUCGGUAUUUUUCUUGAACCUUGCUUAAUACAGGGACGCACUUCAUUUUGUGAAACAUUUAAAAAUCCAGUGCUUUCCCACUCUGAAAAUUUUAAAUGUACUGUCUUGGAAAUUUGGGGAUUUCAAACAGACUUUACAAGCUGUACAAGCUAAAAUCUGGUCUACAAUUAAGACGAAAAUGUUUAAAUGAUACACAGAACGUGAUUUUCCAUCAUAGAAGCUUCACUUCGGUAUUUUGGUCCUGUGCAAAGAAAUCAAAAAUUCAAAUUCAACUAGGUAGAAAACAGUUCGCUCUCUCUUGAAAUAACUUUGUUGAUUAUAAACCAAUUCCGCCUGGAUAGGUGGGUAGCCGCGAUGAUUUUUUAACGCUUGAAGGCGCAGUUAAGUUCAUAAUACAA